Molecule: messenger RNA, 243 nt
Organism: Aspergillus fischeri NRRL 181
Lineage: Eukaryota; Fungi; Ascomycota; Eurotiomycetes; Eurotiales; Aspergillaceae
Exons: 3
Coding region: 1-243 (80 amino acids)
Source: RefSeq, a predicted model, not a curated record
AUGAAGCUCAACGCUAUCCUCCUCUUCUCCCUCAUUGGCCUCGGCCUCGCUACUCCCGUCACUGUCGAUGGAAACCUCACUACUCGUGGCGACAACACCGACCUCGACAACGACGGCUCUCUCAUCCCCCAUCCUCGCUGCGAUGCCAACGGCGACUGCCCCCGCUACUUCGGCUGCAGAAACGGAUGGUGCUACUGCCUCCCUUACCAUAUUCAGGACUGCCAGCCUCCUCGUCAGGAGUAA